Acanthosepion pharaonis is the source of this 1173-nucleotide messenger RNA. The record is from the annotation of a GenBank genome assembly. Lineage: Eukaryota; Metazoa; Mollusca; Cephalopoda; Sepiida; Sepiidae.
AUGUGUGGACAGUUGAUGAAGCUUGGCUCGCAAUAUUGCCAGUGUGGUGGUCUGGGUAUUGGCAGUGUUGUCCGAUGCGCUCUGAGAGGUCCAGGGUAUUUCCUUUCUCGUUUUAGAAUAACUUUCUUCAUUUCAUUCUUUUAUCUCUUUAUCUCUUUCUUUUUCUCUUCCUCUCCCCCUCGCUCUCUUUCUCUCUUCCUCUCUCUUUUUUCCCUGUCUCUCUUUCUCCUUUUUCCCCCCUCUCUCUCUCUCUGUUUUGUAUUCUAUCUGUCUAUCUCUCUGUCUAUCUGGUUGCUUCUCAAUCACACCGACAUCACCUGCCACCCAUCUCUCUGUAUCAUUAUUAAUAAUCUCUCUCUCUCUCUCUCUCUCUCUCUCUCUCAUUUGUUCUUUUUUUUCUUAAUUUACCCUCUUCCUCUCUGUAAAUAUUUCCUCAUAAAUCUUUGUUUAUUUAACCCUCACCUUCACCCUAAACCAUCCACUACAUCUACAUGCGAAAUAUUCUGUAGACAUGCUACUUCCUCUCCCAACGAUUUCUCUUCAUGUUGUUUAUCUCUAUCUAUCUAUCUAUCUAUCUAUCUAUCUAUCUAUCUAUCUAUCUAUCUAAAUCUAUCUAUCUAUCUAUCUGUCUGUCUAUCUAUCUAUCUUCUAUUCAUAUCUAUCUAUCUAUCUAUCUAUCCCAGUCUGUUCCUAUCUAUCUAUCUAUCUAUCUAUCUAUAUCUAUCUAUCUAUCUAUCUAUCUUGUCUUUGUGCUCAGGUAACUUCACAUGUUUUCUCUUAAUCUCUCCCCCCACUGUAUAUGUACUUCUCUUUCUUUUUAAAUAUUUCUCCUUUCCUUUUUUUGUCUUCCUUUUCAUCUUAUCUUCCUUCUAUCUUUCUUCCUUUUUCUUUCUUCCUCCCUUCCUAGUUAUUUACAUUUCUUCUUUUUCCUUUUUCCUUAUUCUUUUUCUUUUCUUUUCCUUUCCUUUUCCGACUAGCCCUUUAUUAUCUUACACCUACUCUUUCAUUCUCUCUCUUUUCCGUCUCCCUUUUCUCUCUUCUUCUCUGUCAUCCCCUCUUUAUGAUCACACACUUUCCUUUGUUACAUUGAGUGCCCAACAUAAAAACCACCUCCUCGACUCCCAUUUAUUGUUCGCUUUGUCAUGCAGUCAUUCGGCCACCCACGUCGGUUGA